UCUAUCUCUAAGCCGCCAUGGGCGUGGCUUAAGCUCUCAUUACUCUCUCUCUCUCUCUCCACCUCGAACACAGAGCACAGCGACUGGGAGGCGUCUCUGAAACUUUUGCUUUGUGUUUCGUACUCGCAUUCCCAUAGCCCCUCUAGUAAGAGAAACAAAAGCAAAGCAUUUUCAGAGAGUGACUCUCUCUCUCUCUGUCUCUGCGCAUCACUUCACUCGUUCUCUCUCCUCCAUGAUCAAUCACCCCCUUUGCUUUUCUCUCUCUCUCUCUCUCUCCCUCUCUCAAGCAGCAGCCUUUUGACACUCUCUCAGCAGACAACUAAAGAUAGCCCAAAUCAUUGAAUCCCCAAAUCCCACUCUCCCCCUCCCCUUCCCCCUUCCCUUCUCUCUCUCUCUCUCUCUCUCUCUCUCUCUCUGUGUCACCAACCCCAGUUCGCUCCGCUUCAGCUCCUCCUAUAUGAGCCAUGGAUCCCUGUGACGGAUCCCGCCGCGCCCGCCACCGCGACCGAAGCGACCACCACCACCACCACCCCUCCUUCUCCUCCACCCUCCUCGACGCCAUCUACCGCUCCAUCGACGGCGACUCUCCCCCCGACCACCCCAUGGUCAUCUACGCCGACGCCGCCGCCGCCAGGGCCAAGCAAGGUGACCCCGCCGCCGGCUUCCGGCGGGACUUCCUGAUCGAGAAGUGGGUGGCGGCGGAGGAGGAGAAGAAGACGAAGAAGAUGGGAGGGAGCGACGAGAGGGAGGCGGCUUACCGCGGCUCGAGGGUCGGCGACUGGAACCGCUCCAUGGUCUUGACGAACUCCAGCUCCAGCUCCUCCGACUCCAGCUCCAGAUCGGGAGGAGGGUUCUCGUCGUCCGAGUCGGAGUCCAGAGCGCGGUACUCCGCCUCCUGCUACUCCGUGCGGAGGCCGAAGCCGAAGCCGGCCCCGAUUCGCACCAGCGUCUCGGACCGGGCGGCCUCCGCGUUCGACCGCGGCCACGUCGAGCCGAGGAAGAGCCACCACCACGCGCCGCAGUCUCAGAGGCCGAGCAGUAAUAAGCACGAAGGGCUCGGCUUCGUGAAGACGAAGUCCAAGGCGCUGAAGAUCUACGGCGACCUCAAGAAGGCCAACAACAAGCUCAAGCAGCCGAUCUCCCCGGGUGCUCGCCUCGCCAGCUUCCUCAACUCGAUCUUCACCGUGGGGAGCCCCAAGAAGGCGAAGAUCGUCGCGAGCUCGGUCGACGGAGACCAGUCGGCGUGCUCCUCCGCUUCCUCGGUCUCGCGGUCGUGCCUGAGCAACACGCCCUCGUCGCGAAGCAAGCCGACGAGCGUCGUCAGCGGCGGCGGCGGCCCAAAGCAGCGGUCGGUGAGGUUCUACCCGGUGAUCAGAGUCAUCGUCGACGAGCCUGGCAGACAAAGCAAGGACCUGAAGAUGGCGGCGGAGAUCUCGCCGGCGAAGGCGGAAUUCAACAAGAAGUCCGGAGUAGGCGACGACAAACGGAGGAUCGCGGAGGCGGCGAGGGAGAUGCUGAGGAGCUAUCAGAAGAAGAAGGAGAGCUACGACGCGAGAGUCGACGACAACGACGAGGACGAAGGCGGCGGCGGCGGCGAUGACGACGACGACGCGGCGAGCUGCGCGAGUUCGGAUUUGUUCGAAUUGGACAAUCUGGCGUCGAUCGGGUGUGAUCAGCUGAGGUAUAGAGAGGAAUUGCCGGUGUACGAAACCACUAAUCUUGACACUAAUCGAGCCAUUGCCAGUGGUUUAGUUCUGUAAUUCAUGCAAAAAAAAAAAACAGAGAAAAAAACCCAAAAAAAAAGACAAAAAAAUAUUAUAUAUAUAAACUAAUGGUGUGGGGGGGGUUUACGUCAAGGCAAUAAGAUUGUUCUCUUUGCGUCUUUUGAAUUUUAAUUUCUAGUGUGCUCUUCGGUAAUAUAUUUCGAAUUAUUAUCCGACGGAUCGAUGGUAUCGAACGAGACAUGUGUUUGCAGUCAGUGAAUUACCUCAAUUUUUCUCGUA
Molecule: messenger RNA, 2003 nt
Organism: Syzygium oleosum
Lineage: Eukaryota; Viridiplantae; Streptophyta; Magnoliopsida; Myrtales; Myrtaceae
Product: protein BIG GRAIN 1-like B
Exons: 1
Coding region: 465-1760 (431 amino acids)
Biological process (GO): auxin-activated signaling pathway
Source: RefSeq, a predicted model, not a curated record